This is a messenger RNA of Hymenoscyphus albidus, 569 nucleotides long. Lineage: Eukaryota; Fungi; Ascomycota; Leotiomycetes; Helotiales; Helotiaceae. The record is from the annotation of a GenBank genome assembly.
AUGGAAGUUUUGAGUCUCGUGAUUGGCAUCGUGCCACUUCUGGUCUCUGCUGUAGAGAAUUAUGAAGUGACAUUCGAGCCAUUCGUUAUCUUUUGUCGCUACAGUAAAGAAAUGAAGAACUUCAAAACCAAGUUGGAGGUUCAGCAGAGAGUUUUCCUCAAUGAGUGUCAACUUUUGUUGCGGAUGGUCGGCGGAGAGCUGGUAGUAAUUCAAAAGGAUCCUAACCACCACCACCGGAGCGAUUCAGGAGUCUCGGAGCAACUGGCAGAGCUCAUUGGGUCUUCAUAUGAUAGCUGUCGAUCAAUUGUGGUUUUGAUGAAUGAAACAUUGGAGAAAAUAAAGAAGGAGACGUCAGGUUUCGACGAUGUACUAGAUAAUGAGGUAUGUUGAUUCAUUUGACCCAAAUUGGUGUCCAAAUUGCUAUAUCCGAAAUGGAAUCACAUUUAAGAACUCCCGAUAUCAAGAGUUUCCAAGCUGAUCUUUUCUUAUUGAAAGGCAAAAGGAAAGAGCUCUUUAUCUGUAUUCAGGCAGCGAAGCAAGAUCAGUUUCUCCAAGCACCGGCUUACUGA